AUGGUCGACUCGUCCCACCACCCACAGUCUCCGUCUGGACAGAAUCCAGUUUCGCUCGAUGGGAAUCACGCUCGGCUGCAAGUACGGCCGGCGGCGCCCGUUCUGCUGAGCCACUCGGCGGCGCAGCCGAUUGCAACGGUACCUCUGGCGCCGCUCCGAACCGCAGCGGUCGCUCCACCGCAGAGGGCUCCGGCGAGACCUGGGCCCAUCUCGUCUGCUGACGUGUUGAAAGCAUCGACUUCGAAUUUUUCUCCAAGCCCUGCUCCCGCGGCGAGCCCACAGAGAUCUCGGGCUGCCCAGGCGGUCGACGCCUUGGAUACUUUGCCCGCAUCAGGUCGCAUAGUGCAACACCGCCAGCCUCCGUCCUCUGUCAGUGCGUCCCCGAAGUCGCGUCCACUCGAGUCGCAAAACCAAGUCCAGUCCACGAAUGGACACGGCAUGCUUCACGACAGUAAAGCGCAGCCCGUGAGAACCUCUCAUGACGCUCCGUCUGCAAUGGCGAUGGCAGACAUCGCAGGUCUGCCGUCCAUUGAUCAGACACGCAAUUGGAGCGUGACGGAUCGCAAGAAUGGAAAUGGUGGCCAGAACGCUGUCGAGCAGGCCGAGUCGAGUUCCAACAGCGUGGCACCAGAAGACAUCGCCGUUCUGUCUACAAGCACAUCAGAUCCUCGGGCAAGCACCGCUUCGUCCUCCGCCCCCAUCGACUACGAGUCCUUGAUCAGCGAGGGUGGCAAGGCCAAACCAAUCCCAGCUGUCAGUUGCCUCGACGUCUUGGAAGACGACCUCGAGCAGCUCAUCAUCCAGCUCGUUGAAACGCAGGGCGAGCCCAUGGUGAUCACGGAUCUGCACAAGACAUCGGCGUGGAAUUCGGAUCUGUUUGAUCCGCACAAAGUCUUCGCCUCGGUACCCAAGGAAGAGCUGUACGGGACAGACAGGUCAUGUCACCCUGAAUGGUCAGAAGCGCUUGCCAAGGUGGUGCACCGGCGACUUGUCUACCAAGGACAGCACGAUGUCUUUUCGCGUAUCAGUCGCGGUCUGCGCCGCACUGAAAUCUCCCGCUUUGAUCUAGGUACAGCCCGGACACCUCUGAAGCGUGGGCUCUGCUCCAGUCUCGUUCAGAAUCUGAUGAUCUGGAGCGAUCCGGAGGCCUCCGCGGUGUGGUUCAUCACCAAUCCCGAAGACAACGAUGCUGUGGACGAGUAUCUGACCAAGAAAGGCGGCUCUCCUCACUAUGAGGGACACAUCCCGCCAGCUAACGAGCUCGCCGAAGCGACCUUCUCCCUUUCCUUUUGGAGGCAGCGUGUCGGCGAUCUCGUGCUGGUUCCACCGCGUGCGGCAUACAUGGUCAUGAAUUCGGGCGGUCGAAGUGUCAAGACCGCCUGGUCUCGUCUCAUCGUGGACUCGCUCGUCAGUGCGCUCUUCACCGAUCUUCCGCUGUACCAGCGCCGCUGCCAGAGGGAGUCUCACCACAUCAAGUCGGUCAUCGAGCAUACGGUCGUCAAGUAUACCCAGCAGGUCACGGACAACAUCCAAGGAAAGCUCGAGACACCCAAAGCAAGGAUUCGCGACCUCAGCACCCUUCUCCAGUCGUACGACGCUCUCCUCUCUGACGAGUAUGCCCCUGAUUGGCGCGACAUACCCGUCGAAGGAGACGACGUCAGCUACGUCGAGUGCGAUGUCUGCGGCGCCGACACCAUGCACGGCUUUUUCGAGUGCAAGAAGGGCGACACGCUGUGCGUGCAAUGCUACUGUCAAGGGCGGCUCUGCCCGUGUUCUGACGCUACCGACUCGCUUCGGCCAUACCAGCUCUAUCGCAACUUUGGCGAGCGCUUACAGAUUCGCAACCAGGCCGCACAGGCUCUUCUAUCCGUGGAUCCGACUCUGGCCCUCACGGUCGAACAAAGAGUCCAUUCUGGUGCAGACGACGACGACGACGAGCCUCCCUUGUUGCAGGUGGAGCUGCUCAAGGAAGAAGACGUAGGUAAAAGGAGUUGGCCGCUCAGCUUCUUGGCCGCGACGAAUCUGUACAAGCUUCGACAGACUACGGGUUGGCGAGACGACCUCGCGCCGUGCAGAAUCUGCAAGGCAACCCUGGAUUCGUCCCAGCGCUACUUUUGCAAGCCAUGCGGCCAUUCGUACUGCUUCGGAUGCCUUCUCCACAAGCUGUACAUCCAUCCCGCGCACGUCUUGGCCCAGAACGAGCCCAAGCUGUUCCACAGCUAUCACAAGAAGGCGAGCACGCUCGACUACAAGGAGUGGAAGCAGGAUCCGUUCGAGUUUCGCGACGAGGCGCGCGCCCAUUUUGCGCUCAUCGAGGCGGCGAGGACCAAUAUGAAUUGCGUUCCGCAGACUCCUGGUUGUCAAAUCGGCUUCUUGGAUGUGUCGGACGAGCACAAGCACGGGCUUUCAGGCACGCUGGGCGUCACGAGGCCCUGCAAAACACAGACUGACAAGGUCAAGGCUGCUGCAGCGUCAUCAUCCCCGGCAUCGACACCGGUCCCACGCAAGCGCACCAAGAACUCGAGCGAAGCUCCUUCAGCGGCAUCGCCCAAAUCACCGUCCAGGAAGAAGGUCAGAAUCGAGGCACCGAGACUACUCGAGGCCAUGGAUGAGGACGACGGAUCCGGGCAAAUGUCGAGAGCUGAGGAAGCGAUCAACGUCCCUAGGAUGGCGUCUGCACCUGUACCGUCACCCCUAACGGCUACGCAAGGGGUUGCACUCGGCGCCACUAAUGGCACGCAAAUGAGCUCGACCCAGGCCGUCACAUCGUUCCCGACGGUCGCCAACGGCAUUCGCAAAUUCGUUCUCCGAGAGGGCAAGGCACACCCGGUCUCUCCGGUCAUUGCAAGCCAGUCGCUCUCGACGCCACCAUCAUCGUCGCCCGCCAUGAGUCCCUUGAUCGCUGCCAAAGUGGUGCCAAGCCAGCCGUCCGCUUCUGCAUCCGCGCCUCGGAACGGAUCGACGAGCUUGGACCCCACAAACGGUUCCCUUGGGUUGAAGUCUGGAAUCACUGGAGUCAUUGAAGAAGGUGAUGGCAGUGCGGCAGCAAACAUGGCAGCUGCAUUAGCGGCCAACAAUGCUUACAGGGCCGAGUUGGCUGCACGGGCCCGGGCCGAAUCUGCAGCUGUCCCCACCAAAUUGGUGGGCGGCGCAGAACGACCCACAUCGGCAGAGUCGGAGCCAGGAACUGCGCAGACUGCAACCGCGUCUGCAGCUGUGCGCAUCGCACCGCCUUCCUCCUUGUCUCCCAAGACCCCCAGUCCGCCUGCAGCGAUACAAGCUCAGGCAGCAGAUCAAAACACAUUGGCUCUGGCGACAAGCGUGGUCGCCGCCGGGAUCACGUCGGGUCAGACGGCGCCCGCAGCGGCGUCGCCGCCCACUGCCGGACUCGGAUCGCUGGACCCCAUGACGCUGCGUGUCGUCACCGAAGUCCUGCGCAUCUACAGCCAGGCCAACGAAAAGAAGCUCGAAGAGCAUGUCGCUCAGCUCACGAAAACGCAGAUCAAGCACGCCGCAGAGCAGGCCAGGGCGCAACAGACCAAUGCACAGAUGCAAGCAACGCUGCUGCAGCGGAUCGAUCAGCUCAGCUCGGAGGUCAAGACUCUGACGAAAGUGCAUGCUGCAGAAGUCAAAUCGAUGCAAGACAAGCACGAGUUGGAAGUGAGGAAGUUGAGGCUUAGGAUGGACGAGGUGGCUCGCCAGCAGACGGCAUCGGAUGUGCGCGUCGACAAGCUGGACGACAAGUUCCAAGGGCUGUUCGACGACAUUGAUCGGCAGGCGCAGGCGGCGUUGCAAGCCGAGCUGUCGACGCAGUCAUCGCAAGCAGCUAGCAGCGGCCAGGUGAUGUCCGGUGACCACUUCGUGCCGCUCAGCAACGCUCGUUGA
Messenger RNA from Kalmanozyma brasiliensis GHG001, 3885 nucleotides. Its product is annotated as JmjC. The record is from RefSeq and is a predicted model, not a curated record. Lineage: Eukaryota; Fungi; Basidiomycota; Ustilaginomycetes; Ustilaginales. The transcript has a single exon. Bases 1 to 3885 code for a protein of 1294 amino acids.